Trichophyton rubrum CBS 118892 is the source of this 357-nucleotide messenger RNA. RefSeq lists its product as uncharacterized. Bases 1 to 357 code for a protein of 118 amino acids. The record is from RefSeq and is a predicted model, not a curated record. The transcript has a single exon. Lineage: Eukaryota; Fungi; Ascomycota; Eurotiomycetes; Onygenales; Arthrodermataceae.
AUGCAGGGCGGACAGGGCCAGCGGGCAAGAUUAUGUCCAUUUGCGAGUUCCUGCAGCCGCCUCUCAGACGGCACAGGGCCCUUCCCUCUCUGCCAUUUUUCCUCCCUUGACUUAUUCUCUCUUAUCUUCGCGUUUGAAAUCUCUGGAUGUCUCAUCUUCUUUGGCACCCCUUGGCUGUCCUCCUGCCUGCUUCGUGGCGGGGAGGGGGGGCUUGCUUUCUCCCUUUUUCUCCCGCUGCCUCUACCUCUGCUUUGCUUUGCUUGCUUGCUUUUUUUCUUCCUAAUCAUUAAUGUUAUCCACUUGAAGGCCGAUGAUGCCUGUAGAGCGCCCACAUGGGAUAAUUUAAUAGAUCUCUGA